Messenger RNA from Arabis nemorensis, 1188 nucleotides. NCBI's taxonomy places the organism in Eukaryota, Viridiplantae, Streptophyta, Magnoliopsida, Brassicales, Brassicaceae. The record is from the annotation of a GenBank genome assembly.
AUGCAAGGGGAUGACGCUGGGGAAGUUCCAUCGGCACCUACCACUCGUGUUCGGCAUCGGAAGAGAAAUAGUGAUGUAGUUGCAGGGGCAGGCAAAGCAAAUGGAAGCAGUUUACUUGUCAAUGACAGUAACAAAUACAAAUCGUUUCUCAUUCGAGCAUACUCCACUUUCUGGAUGAUAGGUGGUUUUGCUCUGAUAGUUUACAUGGGUCAUCUCUACAUUACAGCCAUGGUGGUUGUUAUCCAGAUAUUCAUGGCACGAGAGCUUUUCAAUCUGCUUAGAAAAACUCAUGAAGAUAAACAGCUCCCUGGGUUUAGGCUACUGAAUUGGCACUUCUUUUUCACAGCAAUGCUUUUUGUAUAUGGCCGAAUACUUAGUCAACGGUUAGUCAAUACUGUGACUCCAGACAAAGUCCUAUAUAGACUGGUCACCAGCCUCAUCAAAUACCACAUGGCAAUCUGUUACUCCUUGUAUAUUUCCGGCUUUGUAUGGUUUAUUUUGACGUUGAAAAAGAAGAUGUACAAAUAUCAGUUUAGCCAAUAUGCAUGGACGCAUAUGAUCUUAAUUGUGGUGUUUACUCAGUCCUCAUUCACCGUGGCCAACAUCUUUGAAGGAAUCUUCUGGUUUCUUCUUCCUGCAUCACUUAUCGUCAUCAAUGACAUCUUUGCAUAUAUUUGUGGUUUCUUCUUUGGAAAAACACCGUUGAUCAAGUUAUCACCAAAGAAAACUUGGGAAGGUUUCAUUGGCGCUUCUAUUACCACGAUGAUUUCUGCAUUCCUGCUUGCGAAUAUAAUGGGUCGUUUCCUAUGGCUAACAUGUCCUAGAGAGGAUUUAUCGACGGGCUGGCUCCACUGUGAUCCCGGUCCAUUGUUCAAGCAAGAGACACAUGCUUUACCAGGAUGGAUUUCUGAUUGGUUCCCUUGGAAAGAAAUUUCGAUUCUACCAGUUCAGUGGCAUGCUCUGUGUCUUGGAUUGUUCGCCUCUAUAAUAGCGCCUUUUGGUGGCUUCUUCGCCAGUGGUUUCAAAAGAGCUUUCAAAGUCAAGGACUUUGGCGAUAGUAUUCCCGGGCACGGAGGAAUCACAGAUAGAAUGGAUUGUCAGAUAAUCACAAACCUGACAUUUGAGGAACAACAAGCUCUAUUCAUGAAGCUUGGCCAAAUGUUGCAGGAAAAGGUUAUUGGAUCUUAG